AUGGCUACGCGGCUGCCGUUCGGCCUGCCAGCGCACCGGAGGAGGCAUGCGAAUAGCGCUCCCAGGGAGCCGUGGAAGGCCACCACCCGGCAUUCUGUCGACCUCUCAGACGCUAUCCUUCCGAGCUUGGCAAAGCAGGCCGCGGGCAUCGGUGCCUGGGUGCCAAAACCACAGAAAGCGAGCAAAGAGAGGAGUCGAAACGAGGACAGCCUCCCCCAAAUUGAAGAGAUCGCCAACCGCAUCGCAGACAGGUACGCAGGCGGCUUGACAAAGCUCACCCAGGUGCAAAAAGAGUGGAGGCAAAAGCACGAUGCGUUGGUCCGUCGCCGGCAGCAGGCCGGUUAUGAUGACCUGAAUUCUCCAGGUCGGGAGGACACCCACUCCUCCUCCCUACGAGAUGGAUCGCAUAGCGUCCGCAAGGUCCCGUCUGAGUUGGCCUUGCCAGAGCGCGCGCAUUCUCAUCGAAGUGCACGCAGCUCCGGCAACACGCCGAGGCGCGGCCCGAAAAAGAAGAAGAAGAGGAUUGAGAUUGCGGACGAGGUGGAGGUGACGGAGCCCGAAGAGGACAAGGAGCCGAGCAUCAACGACAUUUUGAAGAGCGGCUUCUCCGACCUCUUCCAUGCCAAGCGCGAUGACAUCGCGCAGGCCAAGCCUAAGGCGGAAGAUGACGACUACGACUUCCCACUGCCCAGCAGAGGCGUGGGAGAGCCCUGGAAGUCAAGCUUCGAGGAGUUGCAGUUGGUAAGCCCGGUGAGCGACACCCAAGCUUCCUCUGCCGAAGAGGUCUUGGACGAGAACCAGGAUGACCCGCGCCAGAUCAUUGGGGAUGAGGCCGACCUCGCGGUUCUGGCAGCAGUGGACUCUGCGAUGGUAGAUGCUGCAGGUGAGGACCCGCCUGUCCAACACGCCGGCACCAGAGACACGGCAGCUUCCGAGCUGGAGGAGGAGGACGGUCCAGAGACGGUUCGCUUCAACUCCAAAAGAAGUGUCCCGUACCGGCCAGAGGCCGCAGUGAGGCUGCAGAGAAGUUCGAGCAACCGGGCAGCAAACUGGAUGCGCCCGAGGCCGGUCGAGGAAAGAGGUGCGGAGGAGCUCGUCCGUCAGCUCAGCUUCUCCACCUGCAGUGAGCUGGCCAAGAAGCACCGGCUUACUCUCGAGCAGGCGAGACAGGCGCUGGAGGAGUUCCUCGCCCUGGACAAGAACAAGGACGGCAGACUGUCGUUCGACGAGUUCGAACAGGCCAUCCGCGACCGCUGUGAGAUACCUGCCGGCCACGCGGUCCCGCAGCAUCUCCUCAAGCUGAACUGGAACAAGGCAGACAAAGACGGCAACGCGGAGAUUUGCUUUGAAGAGUUUUUGUUGUGGUCCACCGAGCAUGCCUUCACGGAGGAGCUCGUGGUGCUCGAUCCCAAGGAGCGCUAUCUACGGGAGCUGGCCCGGAACCACGGCUUUACGUUGGACGAGGUCGAUCGAUGCCACAAAACCUUCAGCGAAUCCGACUCCAACAGGAACGGCUUCAUUGAAGAGGUUGAGUUCCGACACUGCGUGGCGUCCCUGUGGAAGUGUGAGUUGGAAGACAUCUCCGCCACAAGGCUGCGACAGUUCUGGCUGGAGGCAGACAAAGCCCGAUUGGGAAAGCUCAGCUUCGAGGUCUUUCUCGUGUGGUACAUGACGAUUGGAGUACGCUGA
Symbiodinium natans is the source of this 1689-nucleotide messenger RNA. NCBI's taxonomy places the organism in Eukaryota, Dinophyceae, Suessiales, Symbiodiniaceae. The record is from the annotation of a GenBank genome assembly.